UUUUAAGAAGAGGAAGUCUUGUUUUGUUUACGUUUUGGUCGAACAUGAUAACAAGGUAACAUCACCACAGUGCCUAGUUGCAACCCGUGCAACAGGAUAGAAACCCAGACUGGAAUAACGUCACGUUACCUAAUGUGGAGAGACAGGAAAUUUCCGGAAGUUUCAGUUGCAGUAGAGGCUGGGAUACUCACCAAGUAUGAUCCAGCAUCUCAACGAUAUGAAUGUGCGGUGUGUUCAAAGACUGGUUUUGGUGAUGUCAUGCCUCAUAUGGCAAGUUCACAGCAUAAGAAUUCUGCUGCUUGGGAUAUCAUCCGUGCAAAGACCACAAAUGAGGCAAUGUUGAGUUUCCUUUCUGAAACUGUCAGAGAGGCAAAAAUUAAUGAUGAGAUUGAUGCCGUUGACAGGGAUGUCUUUUCAUAUCAAUGUAAAAUAUGUAUUGGCAAAAGGCCUUUCAAUGGGUUAACUCCACUUGAGUCACAUUUGUGUGGUAUAGAUCAUCAUAAGAACAAAAGUAGAAGAGCAAUGAGUGUUACCAUGAAACUAAAAUAUGAUUCAUCUCCAAUACCAAAUUAUUCAGCUACACCCAAAAAUCAUCAGGCUUCAAGUCCUUCUGAAUACCAAACUGCAGGAGGCUAUGCACAUGAAGGAGGUGCAAGAUCAAAACGCAAUCAAUACUGGCCACCAAAAACAUUACCCGAUUCAUUACAACCCCUAGCCAAUAGAUGUACUAAUCCAACUGGAGGAACAGUUCUGAGAUCUUCACCAACUUCUUAUAGCCAAGAAGAAUGUUUUCCUCAAGAGGUUGUAGAUGCCCUGAAGUCCAACGUAGUUGUUGAAAAAGAAAAAACAGGAAGCUGGACAUCUUACUUUUGUAGAGCAUGUAAUGUUCCUCUUACUGGUCUUAAGCCUCUCAUGCAGCACUUGGAUAGUGCCAAACAUCAAAAAAGAUUGACUGGAUCGCAAUUGCUUCCACAAAAAUCUUCUGGACCAAGCAAUGAAUCUUCUGGAGCUGAUGUACAUGACUUUGGAGCUGUAUAUUCACUCAGUGCUUCUGCUGCCGAAGCUCUUAAGAGUGGUGUUGUUGAAGAACGAGAUUGUGGUUACUUUUGUAAAGUAUGUAAUGUUCCCCUAACUGGACCAAUGCCUCUUAGUCAGCAUGCUGAAAGUGAAAAGCACAGGAAAAAAGCUGGGGUUGAACUUAACAGGAACAUGACAAGGUUAAUGGUGCAAGAUGCUUCAGGUCAACAUGUUAAGGAGGAUAGUGAAUGGCAGCAAAAUCAACAGAAUACGCCUAUUCAAAAGGUACAAAUUGCAUCAGAUUCUGAAAUCAUUACUCCCUGGCAACAUCAAAGAUACCAAAAUCAAGAGGAGGCUUGUAAUGAAGAAACUGAGACUGAUGAUCUAGUCUGCCACCAAUACCCUACUUCUGCUGAUAAUUCUAUUAAGGAAGUUCCUGUUCAGCAAAUUAAACAUGGUACUAAUGAUCAGAAAACAGUGACCUUUAAUGAGUCACAAAUGGUUACUGCCAUGAAUGCCUUAGAGUGUGUUGAAUACUUUGAGCACAAGGAAUCUUCAGAAUUUUGUCAAUUUAUAACUUCUGAAUUAAACAAACUUGAUCCUGAUCUUUGCAAAAAGGCUAAACGUAAAAUACAGCUUGUGCUUUUUGAAUAUCAAGACAUCCAAGAACAAAGAGAUGGUAAUUCCAGUCAGGAUCCUUGGUCUUUGACAACAGCAAGUUAUGCAAACACUUUGUUUUCUCCUAGAGAUUUUAUUUCUGAAAUUCGAACUGUACAACCAAUUGGAACCCCCAAAAAUUUACAUGAUCUUUUUUGAUCUAACAAUUGUUAUUUUGGUUAAAAAAAGAAUUGUUCAUUUGUUUUGACACAAACCUAUUACAGUAUAGUGUAGCCUAAUCCUGCAGUCCACAGCUUUCCAGAAUUCCUCCUGGUCUGAAAAGACAUUAAAACUCCAAAGUUCUUAGCUGUUAGAAAACAGCUUCUCCUUGUACUAUGUUCUUUCCACAACGUACCUCUUGUCUUGGGUACUCCCAAAUUUUAGCAAUUUCACUCUUCAUUUUCAUAAUGAUUAUAUUUUCAGUAGUAAUUUCUUGUUCAUUUUGUACUUUCCAAUAUUGGUAUAUUUUCAUUUCACGUUCAUCCUUGGCAUUGCUACUAUUUCAGUUUGGUAUGUAAUUACAGUGUUAAUUAUACUAUUUUGCUUUGGAGUAGACAACUUGUGGCAACAGGUUUUUUUAAUUGGUUUUCAUUUUUUUUCCAAUAAUCCAAUUAUAAUAUUUUUAAAAGCUGAAAUUCAGUAAGAAAAUCAAAACUUUAUUAUUAAUAAGGCCAUCCUUUGGACUAGCCCACAUAGAGCUAAAUAAGUUAGCUCAGUAAUCUGAUUAAACUGUCCUUAAUGCUUUAUUCCCACUGACUGCAUUUGAAUUGGCUGUACUCUUUGAUGAUAGCAGCAUUAGGUUUAUCUUAUUCUAGUAUGCUGCAACAUAGGUACACAGUAUUUGAAUAUCCAAAGUAAACAGUGCAUUUCAGUUCAGCCUGUCAGAAAGUUCUUUGUCUUAUUUCUAUACAUACUAUAUGGCACAAGUAUGUUGACUAGAACCGACUUUAAAGGUACUUAUAAUUGGUCAAAAGAAAAGUUACUUUGUAUGAAUUGAGGUGCUGUAAUAAGUAUUUAACUUCUUUUAAGGACAGGAGUUUGCCUUAGGUCCCUGAGGGUUCAGAUACUCAUUCAACCUCAACUCCCUUGGACUUAUUUCUAUAGUUCAAACAUGGAGACUGACCUUAGUACCCUAGGACCCAAAGGCAAAUUACUUUCAGGUUUUUAUAAAUUAUACAGAACUGUAUAUGGAUGAAUAGCAUUUUUGGACCAAAAGGCUACUUUCUUUUAUGUUCCUAUUCACAAUAUCCCAGAUUUGUGAAUAGAACAUAAAAGAAAGUAGCCUUCAGGUCCAAAAAUGCUAUUCAUCCAUAUAGUUCUGUACAUUUUCUAAAAACCUGAACAUAAUCAGCCUUUGGGUCCUAGGGUACUAUUUAUUCCAAAUAGUUCUGCAUACUAAGGUCAGACUUCAUGUUUUAGCUAUAGAAAUGGGUGCAAGGGCUUGAGUUACUGUACGGUCCCAAUUAUGCAAGAAUUUGGUUGAUCCAUGGGCUCGCAGGACUGGCAAAUCGCAGAUUUUUAUACACAUACCUUAUGGGAAUAAUUCCAUUAGGGCCAAGGCAAAUAGCAACUUACCCAGUCAAACUUUUUUAUACUACCCAUUUUCAAUACUUUCUAUGUACACUAUACUGUAAUUUUUUCUAAUAUGAAAUUGUUCUUAUGGAUGAACAAAACAUUAAAAAGGAUUUAAUAACUUGAAAAAGUUUAAAAUUAUAACCAGGAUGGUGAAAACUCCCACACGUAAACACUGCCACCAUUGGGUGCAAGUGUACUGUACGAUAUAGUCGUUUCCUUUGAAUAAACUUUUUGAAUGGAAUUUCCUCUACCUGUACGCUGCCAAAACACCUUUAAAAUUCUCUAUCUCAUCCUCCAUGAAGAGUUCUUCUGCUGAAGGAAGGCUUUGUGAACCAUUUGAGGUUUCAGGGACUGGCAGAUCAUGCGUGUCUUCACUCCCGUUAGGUCUAACAAACUUGGUUAGGAGCGCCUAUCUAGUUUCUGUGUCUGUCACAUUCACUGUGUAAUUGUUUUCAUCUAAAUUUAUUCUACAAUAAAAAAGAACUGAUGAAAAUUUAAAAUUUUAUAUGAAAUUACAAUUUCUUAAAAAGGAAUGAUAAGAAUUCAAAAUUCAACAUAAAAUGAGUUUCUUGAAAAGUUUAGAUCGAACAAUUCACUCUCUCAAACACAUCUGCUUCUCUGUCAGUUACUUUUACUAAUCAUUUUCAUCAAAAUCUAUUUCAACAAUACAAAAAAAAAUGAUCAAUUGCCAAGUUAGUCAAAACAAGUUAACCUAGACAAAAAAUUCUUACUUCAUGCUCAGCAAUGACGGAUUUCAAGUUGUCAACUACUGCCAAAAUAGAAGUUGCUCUUUCCUUCGUCAUUGCUGAUCAUGAAGUAAGAAUUUUUUUUGUCUAGGUUAACUUGUUUUAACUAACUUUUGGGAUUUAAUCAUACAUUUUUUUAUAUUGUUGAAAUAGAUUUUGAUGAAAAUGAUUAGUAAAAGUGAUUAACAGAGAAGCAGAUGUGUUUGGGAGAGGGAGAGAGAAUCAUUCGAUCUAAACUUUUCAAGAAACUGUCAUUUUAUGUUGAAUUUUGAAUUAGGUCUUCCUCUUUGACUUCUAGGCAGAGGCAUACAUGAUGCGGAUGAUCAUAAUACACUUUGCAGAUCUGGAUAAUACGUAUGGCAAUGAUGAUGAUACCGAUCAUUCAUACACACUGUGCUAUGAUGUCACAAAUGCAUUAGGCGGAGCCUUCUGUCUUAGCUAAUGGGUGAGCAGAAGCCUUCAGAAUACACUUCACAGAUCUGAAUAAUACCUAUGGCAAUGAUGAUGAUACCGAUCAUUCAGAAUACACUGCGCAGAUCUGAAUAAUACGUAUUGAGAUGAUGAUGAUACCGAUCAUUCAUACACACUGCGCUAUGACGUCGCAAAUACGUGAAGCGGAGCUUUCAGUCUUAGCUAAUGGUUGAGCAGGAAAACUCUCUCUCACAUUCCCUCCCUACCCCUUCCCUCAGAUACCAGUGAACCCCCCCCCCUCCCCCACAAUACAUACUUGGAAAGACAAGAUUUGAUACAUUUGUGGUGCAUAUCUCGCAGACUUUGAAUGGCUUCGCAGAUACAAAAAAUCUAUUUUUGAGAACUAGCAACCAUAUAAAAGGGGAAUCUCACAAUCUGAUCAUGCAUAUUUCGAGACCAGACUUAUUAGUUGUAGGAUGGCCACAGCCCCUCAAAAUUUCACUGGGGUUCCCAGUGAAAGUUUUGGCCCACAGAAGGAACAUCAGGUUGUUGAGGAACUUUGACAACUGGCCAAUUAUAGCAUCAACAGCAGAACUAUAUUAAUGGAGUAUAUUAUCUGGGCCUGGUGGUCAAUUGGGGCUGAUCAGAUUUUAUCCUUUUCUCAACCAAAAUGUCAUUUAAUAUAGGCAUCAAGUUGGACCCUACCCCAUUAAUGCAUGCCCAUCUUGGGACAGAAUCCAAUGGUUGCAGCCUUUUUUUGAGAAAGCCGCAAAGUCACAGUGUCCAUAGCAAACUUUUGACAGACUUCUAGACUAUCUGACUUUCCUAGGAAACUUAGUUCCUUCCAGUUGCUGCUGACUGAGGUCUCUACAACUGCAGCAGAACAGAAGUUAGUCAACUGCUUUUCAUCCAGGCAGUCACAGUUCUAAUCAAUCACGAGGUGCCCAAAUUCAUCACUAUGUCACUUCAUGCCAAUAGUCUUAGGUCAAAGGAGAACAUAUAAACCUGUUGGAGUUGAAGACAGUUGCCUUAACUCUUUGACAUUGAAAGAACAGGCUGCUGGCAAAGCUAUAGUAUACCUAAUAUUAUACCUCUUGCCUACUUGAGGGGAAAAAAGGGGAAGGAAAUCCUUGUCAAUGUGCCCUUUAUGCAUUCAAAUCCUACAGUGGUCAGAGGAGAUAUAAACUACCAUGCAGAUUCCUCAGUUCAUCUUGGGAAGAAAAAGUAGUGGCAGAUACAUUGAGCAGAAAAGACAAGACAAUUCCAGCUAAGUGGUUCCUGCAUCCAAACAUUGCUAAGAACUGUGUAAGUUAUCAGGCAAUCAUGUAGUGGUUCUCAUUGCCAUUCAUCUUAACAAAAAAUUCCAAAACUGCAAAUAUCGGAGAAACUUGGGCCUUCUAGCACCUAUUGUAUGACAUUGUUAUCACUGAUAUGUUCAAGAUGGACAGGUUCUUUUGGUAUCACCAAAAAUGAAGUUGAUAUAGCAACUUCAGCUAUUCCAGAAACUGUUUUUAGUUGUCUGUUAAAUGUUGCCAGGUCUGGGAACAAAGCUGUCCUCAACAAACUUUGUUCCCAGUCCUGGCAAUAUUAACAGACCUGAAGUUGAUAGAGUAACUUCAGCCAUUCCAGAUGUCUUUGGUAGUCUCUUAAUAUUGCCAGGUCUGGGAGCAAUUAACAGACCACCAGCCAGCUUUGUUCCCAGACCUGGCAAUGUUAACAGAGCAUCAAAGACAGCCUCUGGAAUUGCCAGUUACUCCAUCAACCUCAAUUUGGGUGAUACCAGAGAAUCUGUCCAUCCUCAAUCUACACACUGGAGACUUAUUAUUAGAUCUAUCCUUAAAGGUUUUUGGCUCAAACUGCUAGUCAUUUUCAGUCCAACCAAGUAAUCCAUUUCCAGGCUAUACCAAUCAGUGGAAAAUCCUCUUAGACUGGUGUAGCAUAAAUGGUGACCUGUUCCAUGCUAUACUAUGUCUCAGUGAUUUAUCUUUUGCAUUUGUCUAGUUAAGAGGCAGUGUGUUGAGGACUAUAAACUAGCAUUAGUCUAAGUGUUUGAAUGAAGGGUUAUUAACGUAGCUGCUUCCAGUGAAUUGAGAAGAUUGUAUCAAAGCUUUUAAGAGGGGUAUACUACCCAACUCUCACCAGUUUAAGAGAUUCACACCAAAGUAUGUGAUUUUAGUAGCCCUUGCAUCAGCUAAUGAAUUACACACACAUGAUCUCAUCCAUUCUCACGGAGCGAGUUACAUAGCUAGUUUUGUACCCAAGAUGUAGUCUUCCACAUAACCCCAGCUUACAUCUUACGCAUGCAGGUAGGGAAUGAAAAUAAUCUCAUCCUUUGCCCCAUGACAGCUGUAAAGAUAUGGCUUUGAAAAACAGCUUUUAGGAAAGAGGAUGAUAGUUAUUUUUAUCCAGCACAAUAAAGUGUCAAAAAAUACUAUUAAUCGGGGGGGGGGGGGGGG
Molecule: messenger RNA, 6862 nt
Organism: Macrobrachium nipponense
Lineage: Eukaryota; Metazoa; Arthropoda; Malacostraca; Decapoda; Palaemonidae
Exons: 7
Coding region: 133-1833 (566 amino acids)
Biological process (GO): proteolysis
Molecular function (GO): cysteine-type endopeptidase activity; nucleic acid binding; zinc ion binding
Source: RefSeq, a predicted model, not a curated record